Messenger RNA from Triticum dicoccoides, 1625 nucleotides. RefSeq names its product transcription factor bHLH94-like. Gene Ontology annotation, biological process: regulation of transcription by RNA polymerase II. Bases 232 to 1272 code for a protein of 346 amino acids. The transcript has 3 exons. Lineage: Eukaryota; Viridiplantae; Streptophyta; Magnoliopsida; Poales; Poaceae. Gene Ontology annotation, molecular function: DNA-binding transcription factor activity, RNA polymerase II-specific; protein dimerization activity; RNA polymerase II cis-regulatory region sequence-specific DNA binding. The record is from RefSeq and is a predicted model, not a curated record.
CAUGGCACGACGCCGUGCCGUGCAGUGCCAGCAGUCCGACCAAAUCAUAGCCUAAUCACACCGCAAACCACGUAAGCCCCGCGCCCCGGCCGCUCCAGUGGCGCGAGUAUAAAUUAUUCUGGCCAUGGAGCCAUCAGACAUGGACCGAGAGCUAGAAGCUAGGUAGUGAGACAUCUCUCUUCCGCGUGCACAUCUGCACUUUCGUCAAUUCCUUGAUCAAGCCGAGCGCGUAUGGCGUUGGAGGCCGUGGUGUUCUCGAAAGGGUUCUUCGGGCGCUGCGCCAUGGCUGCCGAAGGAGUUGGAGGAGGCGGUGGGUUUUGGGGCGGGAAUGGCCACGGGCACGGCGGUGGCAUGGACUUGGACGGAAGCAACGCCCAUUGCGGCGCCGCCGUUGCGAGCACCGAAGCCCCGGAAGGAAGUUCCUCCUUGCCGGCGCUGCUGCCGCCGGGGCACGGAGGUGACCGUGGAGACGCGGACGACGGUGCCGUGGGCGCGGCGUCGGCAUCAGGUGCGGCAGGGAGGAGGAAGCGGCGAAGAGCGAGGAGCGUGAAGAACAUUGAGGAGGCGGAGAGCCAGCGGUUGACCCACAUCGCCGUCGAGCGAAACCGCCGCAGGCAAAUGAACGAGUACCUUGGCGUGCUCCGGUCCCUCAUGCCGGCCUCCUAUGUGCACAGGGGCGACCAGGCAUCCAUAAUUGGCGGCGCGAUCAACUACGUCAAGGAGCUGGAGCAGCUAGUUCAAUCCCUGGAGGCGCACCGGCACGCCCCCCUCCGCGACGACUGUCCCGUCAGCGGCGACGUCUCCACCGCUGUGGUGCCCUUCGCAGACUUCUUCACCUUCCCGCAGUACACGAUGAGCGUCCGCCACGCACCUGAGGCCGCCGCAGCCACAGCAGAAGCAGCAGACGCACUCGCGGACGACGGCAGAGGCAAUGCAGCCGACGGCGACACGACGUCGGGCUCGAAGCAGUCGGCCGUGGCGGAUAUCGAGGUGACCAUCGUGGAGAGCCACGCGAGCCUGAAGGUGCUGUCGCGGCGGCGGCCGAGGCAGCUGCUGAGGAUCGUGGCGGGGCUGCAGGGCCACCGGCUCGCCGUGCUGCACCUCAACGCCACCAGCGCCGGCCACAUGGCCCUCUACUGCCUCAGCCUCAAGGUGGAAGACGACUGCCGGCUCUCGUCGGUGGAUGACAUCGCCGCGGCGGUCCACCGCAUCGUCGAGACGAUCGAGCGUGAGGAGGAGGAGGAACAGCGCCAGCAGCAGAGCUGUACGUAGGUAGCUCGAGGCAUUCAUGUUAACAAUUCACGAGCUACUCCUAAUUACUUGCAGCCUUGUAGGCACGGCAACUUGAUAGCUCUCUAUGUAAUGUACCUUUAUGUACUCUGCCUAUGUACCUAUGCAUGUCCUACGCAUCUCUCCGCGUGUUAUCUGGUUGUGCGUGCACGGCAUGGGCAGGAGUGGGGUUUCCGUCCAUGUCCCACGCGCCCUAGUGCCGGAGCCUCUUGGACAUAUUGUACGGUUGACACUACGUGGGCACGAUUGACAUGCAUGUACAAUUAAGGCUUACUUGGUUCGGUACCAAUAAUCGAAGGGAAAAAAUGAUCAGUAUAACUUUUAAUGUUAUUUUA